AUGGGUAUCCAGCUGCAAGUUCACGAUGCCAGAGGAGAAACAAAGAUUGUGACGAUCUGCGACAACCUCAACCAGAUAAGGAACAUGACUGUGAUGGAUGUGAAACAGAAAAUCAUGAAAGUUCUGGGAAUAAGUAAGUCUUUCUUUAAACUCAUUGCAUGUACAGAUUGAUGAUAUUUUGCAGAUCACAUUUGUAUUGGUACUUAAAAAAAAAAAAAAAAGUUGUCCAAGAAGACUGUGUGUGCUUUUAUGUUUAAAGAAAAAGCCCAGAGUUCAGACUCUUUAUUUCUGCUCAGAUGAUGACUUCCGGAUUGUGUACCGAACUGAGACUCUGGAGGAAUCAUCUCUUCUGAUGUCAUAUGGGAUCCAACAUAUGUCCACCAUCCAUCUCAUACUGAUACUGCCAGGAGGACACUAA
Molecule: messenger RNA, 418 nt
Organism: Xyrichtys novacula (pearly razorfish)
Lineage: Eukaryota; Metazoa; Chordata; Actinopteri; Labriformes; Labridae
Source: the annotation of a GenBank genome assembly